AUCUCAAUCCAAACGGACCGACGCUGCGAACCGUUCUCUCUGCCGUCCUCUUAUAGACGCGCUGUUGUUUUUGUCCGUACAGUGCGGCGGCGUCUGCAAGAUUGGAGCUCCAUGUUCCGCAACCCAAGACUGCACGCCUGGUACCGCUUACACUUGGCGACUCGUGCACCUCGUGGUCCUGAUAAACCCACUACAAAUCCAGUGGUUUUAUGGGCCUUUCGUGCACCAUUGCUCUGCGGUGAUGGCGCUUCUCUGGAAGCCAGCUGAACUGAACCUUUCUUUUAACUAGCAGUUUAGAACUCGUUGGGCUUAGUUUUCCUCUGGGUUUCUUCGAAAAUGAACUUGUGGCUUGUUGGAUUGCUGAGAGCAGCUUGGAUUGCUGGGACUUUGCCUAUAUUGAUAGCUUCCGUGCCGUCUUCUCGGCUGUGUUGGUUUCGUGAUGCUCUUUUGGGCUUCGCUAAGCGUGGGAAGACAUUGCAGUCUUCGUCGAAGAGAUUUACCGUUCCUCAAAGGUUCUUUCGCCAUUUUUAUUGGGUGGCUGUUGUGUGGACAACACUCCUGCUUGGUUCAACUUGGAUGUAUGCCUAUUACACAGUUCCGUUGGUUUCAGAGCCAUUUCUUUACUCCAAUAUGUCCAGCUACUUGACUGGAGGCUCACAUAUUUUAUCUUGGUCCAAAUCACAUUCAACAUCAAUAAAACAAAGAUUUAUGAUCUGGAGAUCUGUUUUUCUUCUUUUGUUGAUGGAAGUUCAAGUUUUGAGACGACUUGUUGAGACAAUAUACGUGUUCAACUAUAGCCCCUCUGCUCGGAUGCAUAUCUUGGGUUAUCUAACUGGCCUGUUUUUCUACACAGCAGCACCACUAUCGCUUAGUUGCAAUUGCAUACCAGAGGUCUAUGAAUUUCUAGUGAGUGAAGUGGCUGAAUUCAUUGUCAGAGGCAAAAAUCAGAUGCCAGCCAUUGAAAUUCAUUUGUGGGAAUUUGUGAAUCCUCUUAUGAAGCUUGGGUGGUGCCAGUGGAUUGGUGCAGCUAUAUUUUGUUGGGGAUGGAUUCAUCAGCAGCGUUGUCAUUCAAUUCUUGUUAGUUUCACUAUUUCAGCAAUCAGUUUCUUUUUUUCUUCUCUUUAUGUUGAAAACAGAUUUUCUUCUCAGGGCUCGCUACGCGACUAUAUGGAACAAGUUGAUGAAUAUAUAAUCCCCCAUGGUGAUUGGUUCGAAAGUGUUUCAUCUCCGCACUAUCUGGCUGAGAUUGUCAUCUAUGCUGGUGUUGUGGUUGCCAGUGGAGGAGCAGAUCUCACCAUAUGGUUACUUUUUGCAUUUGUGGUGGCGAAUUUGGUGUUUGCAGCAGCAGAAACACAUAGGUGGUACCUUCGCAAAUUUGACAAUUACCCAAGCAACCGGCUUGCUGUUAUUCCAUUUCUUUACUGAGCCUAUGAAGAAGAAAUUUAGGAGAAAGUUAAGCUAGCUUUGGGUCUGUGUAAUUACUACCAUUAGCUGCUUGAAUGAAAGAAUUUAGAA
Molecule: messenger RNA, 1515 nt
Organism: Juglans microcarpa x Juglans regia
Lineage: Eukaryota; Viridiplantae; Streptophyta; Magnoliopsida; Fagales; Juglandaceae
Product: polyprenol reductase 2-like
Exons: 7
Coding region: 337-1425 (362 amino acids)
Biological process (GO): polyprenol catabolic process; dolichol-linked oligosaccharide biosynthetic process
Cellular component (GO): endoplasmic reticulum
Molecular function (GO): 3-oxo-5-alpha-steroid 4-dehydrogenase activity
Source: RefSeq, a predicted model, not a curated record